This is a messenger RNA of Cottoperca gobio, 2751 nucleotides long. It is a transcript of the gene emilin3a, whose product is annotated as elastin microfibril interfacer 3a. Gene Ontology annotation, cellular component: extracellular matrix. Bases 1 to 2751 code for a protein of 916 amino acids. The transcript is spliced from 4 exons. NCBI's taxonomy places the organism in Eukaryota, Metazoa, Chordata, Actinopteri, Perciformes, Bovichtidae. Gene Ontology annotation, molecular function: protein binding. The record is from RefSeq and is a predicted model, not a curated record.
AUGCAUUUUGUGAUGGCUGCGAGUCCUAUUUUUGUGCUUCUGACUCUAUUUGUGUCAACGGUCGAAGCCAAGUUCUACAGACCGCUCCAGUUUAACCAGUAUAACCACCAUGACCAAGGCAAGCCCACCAGCAGACACAAGAACCACUGUGCCUAUGUGGUUGAAAAGACAGUGUCCUUCACCGUGCAGGAUGGGGCGACUCCGUAUGUAAAAGCUGAGUACAACAGGUGUUCCUGGGGCCAAAAAUGUCCAACUCUCCAGUAUCGUCUGAUGUACAAACCAAUGUACAAGGUGGCCCAUAAAACCGUCACAGAGCUGGAGUGGCGUUGUUGUCCCGGGUACUCUGGUUAUGGCUGUAUGGAGGGACAUCCAGUUUACCAACACGCCAUGAAUAUGAUGCCGCCAUUCAAGGGCCCGCCAAUGAAAGGCCCACAGUUUAAGGGCCCACAAUACAAAGGUCCCAUGUUCAAGGGCCCACCUAUUAACACGGUUAUGAAGGCCAAUCCAUGGAGUCAAAAAGGACCUCCCACUGGCAGUUUUAGCUCUUACCCAAUGCGUCACUUUGGGCCUCCAAGAACCUCCUACCCAGAAACCUCCUUCGAGCCUUAUCCGGCUGAGCCAGAGCCAAUGCCAGAUCACCAGGAACCACUUCACCGAGAGCACGGCCAAGAACAUGAGCACGACCAAGAACAUGAGCACGAACAUGAGCAAGAACAUGAGCAAGAGCAUGAACAUGAGCAUAUCCAAGGACCAGAGGAACACACACCAGAGGAAAUCCUUCCUCCUGGUGGUGAACAGUUUGAAGGCCAGACUGUAGCCAGUGAGACAGAGGAGCGAAUAUAUCGAAUGGAGGAGGAAGUGCGACGUCUAAACCAGGGCCUGGAGACCCUGAGGGGAACUGUGAAUGGACUGGAAGAGAGUCUCCGAGCCUCGCUGAGAGAAGAUGCCAACAGGAUGCUGUCAGCUCUGCUCUCUGCUGCCCCUGUUCCUGUUCCCGCUCCCGCUGUAGCCUCUGAUCUAGCCACAGUAGGGUUUGCUGAGAUUCCUGGGGGAGACCCUGAGACAGAGGGUCUAGAUGGCAGACACGUGUUUCCAGGCCUCACAGAACUCAAUGGAAGGGUAGAGGAGCUCAGGACAGAGCUGCAAGUCAAGACAGCAGAGCUGCAAGAACUCAAAGCAACAGUGACGGGACAUGAUGGUGCACUGAAGAUGAUGUCGAAUGGAGCAGACUCCACGGUCCAUCUUGGGGGAAAUGCACAGAGAGCUUUGGAGAACUUGAUGGAUGCCAAGCUGAGUGAAGCCAGGACAGAAAUUCUCGGUGGGUUUGAGAUUCGUGUGGAGAGUGCAGAAGGCAGAUGCGAGGAGAAAGCUGGGGAUUUGCGUCGUCAGUGCCAGAGGGAGCAAAGCGAUAGGCAGGACCAGAUGGAGGAUGCUCUGGAGAAAAGUAACACAGACUUGAGAGCAGAGCUGAGAAACCUCCAGACACAAAUCAAUGGUUUAAAGGCUACAGGGAGCUGCUCUGGUAGAGUGAGUGGGCUGGCUGAAAGGGUGCAGAGGCUGGAAACAUCGGUGGCCGGCCUCAACCAGUCUCAGGGGCUCCUGAGAGUGGAGCUGGGGGGACACAAGGACCACAUCGAUGGCAUGCUGGAGGGGCGUCUGGGGUAUGUAGAGGCCAUGCUCAACCUGACUGGGCAGAUCAAAAGCGAUGACGUUGGAAUGAGUGAAGACCCGGACAGAGUUGAGACAGGACAGGGUGUGGAGGCCAGAAUGGAGGAUAAGAUGAGAGCUCUGGAAGGCCGUUUACUGACAGCUUUAGAGGAGCUGGGUAACGCCACUGCCCCCGCACUGCUGGAGGGUCAUGCUGUUCCCACUCUGGAGACAGAGCUGGAGUCUCUCAGAGGGAGACUGGAGGUGGAUGUGGACAGAGUGCAGAAGCACCUGAGCAGCCUUGAGAUUCUCUGCACCUCUUCCUGUUCCUCACGUCAAACCCCAUCUGCCAUCCAGGGAGACUCUGCUGCGUCAAGAGCUGAUCUGUCCGAGGAGCAGAAUGAGCAGGACGCACUGAACAUGCAAGGUGACCGUCUGAAAAGCCUCAACGUCACACUGCAGAACAUCUUAAAGCGCCUGGCCCUCAGGGACCAUCAGGAACAAGCUGAGGGACAUUAUCCCGUACAGGGAGAGCUCACGAUCCUCAAGUUCAACGUCCGCGCAGUCAACCACACCCUGAAAGGCCUCCAGGAUUCCCUGGGGACAGUUGUCCACCAGGUGGGCCAAGCCAACAACUCCUGGCAUGAGAGAGAGGCUAGUCUGGCCAAGCAGAUAAAGGGUGUGGUGCAGCUGGUUGGACAUCAGGCUUCCAUGCUCGGGGCAGGUGAGCGCAGACUGACCCGGGUUAAAGGUGAGCUGCAGGAGAUGAAGAGGCGGCUAGCUGAGGGGGUCCGGGGCUGCCGGAGCACAGCUAUGGGGGUCCAGAAAGAGGUAACUGAGGUUGGAGGCCGCGUUUCCAGCGUGGAGGAUCAAUGUAAAGGCCUGAACUACUUGGCAGAGGAUCUGGAGAGGAUCAGGGAGGAGCUGGAGAAACAAUCGAACGGGCUUCUGGUGCAAGUCAACGGGACUCUCUCCAGCCAUGCUCAGCAGCUGUCUGAGCUCAGAGGAGAACUGAGAAACUGCACCACACAGGUUCAGCCGACGCAGCAGAGUUCAGAGCAGGAGCCAGAGCUGAGACGAGGGGACACCUUCACUUUGAAUUAA